This is a messenger RNA of Alternaria hordeiaustralica, 1605 nucleotides long. RefSeq lists its product as uncharacterized. The coding region runs from base 1 to 1605 and encodes 534 amino acids. The transcript has a single exon. Lineage: Eukaryota; Fungi; Ascomycota; Dothideomycetes; Pleosporales; Pleosporaceae. The record is from RefSeq and is a predicted model, not a curated record. Gene Ontology annotation, molecular function: protein binding.
AUGCGUGCAGCCAUUUUCGACGGCGAGAACGAACUCCACAGCCUCAUCCCCGAAAGAGAGAGAAACAUUCUUCGCAACUUAGACAUGAAGUCCAGAGGAACGCUUCUCCAUCAUGAGUACAACCAGUUCUUCCGAUCAUUCGUCAAGCACACACUACCUAAGGAUGACCUGUACGACGUUGUGAGAGCUUUCGACACUGCCGAUGACAUGGUGGUUCUCAAACGCUUGCUGUUGAUCGCCAACUCAGAUGGCAAAUGGGCGUGGGGGUCAUUUUGCAGGACGCUUCUGUUCUAUGCAGCGAAUGAUGAGAACGAAUGUCUAGUGGUGAUGCUACUUGAUGUCGGAGUAGAUGUCAACGCUAGCGCAAGGAGAAUUCCACCCCACCAAAACAACCUCAACGCCAUACAGAUCGCUGUCCAUAGCGGCAAAAGAAAAAUCAUUGAAACCUUGGAGAGCCGCGGUGCUACAAUAUUCACUGGGGAUCGAUACGAAGAUUUCACCUUCCUCUCGGAUGCAAGCACUCGAGGUACUAUGGACUUUGCGAAAUCAUUGCUCACUAAGGCGGCGACUUCGGAUGUCAGAACAGCUCGGAAUGGGACUAAAGUACUUAUCCUCGCUGUGGAACGGUCUCACGAUACCAUAGUCGACGUUCUACUCGAGACAGGAUUCAAUCCUUACUCCAACUUCCAUGAAGAACCAUCUCCUCUCAGAGAGUGCGCUUUCAUGGCCGCCUUACGCAUGACUAAGACCAAAUAUCUUGAAAAGUUCCUCGAAAUACCUUGCCAUCAUUUCGACAGCGACCAGCGUCAAGAGCGCCUACGACAGCUGACUGCAGGAUACGUCUCCGCUUGCUGUUUCGAAGACUUAGACCUCAAGAAUGCGAUACUGAACACCGGAUGGAAUCCAGACGAAGUCAAAGGAGUCAUGGGGUACGAUUUUGUGCAAGUAUACCUCUAUGAUGCACUGGCAGUAGCUGUUAAACGCGGCGACUGUGACAGAGUUCGGUGUCUCACCCGAAUAGGCGCCAGUCCGAACUGUCCACCGGACAUGAUCCUCGGCUGGAAUGUAAUGACCCUUCUUCAGUGGGCAAUGGAACGGGGAACAAUGUUCAUGGUGCGCCAACUGAUAGCGGCCGGUGCAGACGUCAAUCUUCUGAGUUCACGGGUACAUGAAAGUCCACUGCAAUACGCAGUGUCCACGUGGAAUCUUGUGUUAGCCAAGUUGUUAGUUGAAGCCGGAGCGAAUGUCAAUCUCUGCCCACGCAGAUGGAGCCGCAGCGCAAUUGAGAUCGCUGCUGGGAGUGGCCAAAUUGAGAUGGUUACUUAUCUCGUUGAGUCAGGAGCUGAUAUCCAGGGACGACACAACAGAAACUACAGGAGGACACUGUAUAGGGCGAAGAUGGCUGGAUAUGACUCCGUGGUCAAGUUACUACAACAAUGGAAGAAGCCCAAGUUUGGAGAGCAAGAUUGCGAUACAAUCGAUAACAUCAUGGAGACGAUGACGCUCGACGAGUUGGAGUUUCCAAGUGAAGAGGCUAGAAUCGACUAUCUGGAAAGAGGACAAUCAGAUACAGAAUCCACAAUGGACUUCACGGAUGAAGAAUGA